Messenger RNA from Manacus vitellinus (golden-collared manakin), 4198 nucleotides. RefSeq names its product ADAM metallopeptidase with thrombospondin type 1 motif 17 (gene ADAMTS17). Lineage: Eukaryota; Metazoa; Chordata; Aves; Passeriformes; Pipridae. Bases 1 to 3015 code for a protein of 1004 amino acids. Gene Ontology annotation, cellular component: extracellular matrix. Gene Ontology annotation, molecular function: metalloendopeptidase activity. The transcript is spliced from 22 exons. The record is from RefSeq and is a predicted model, not a curated record. Gene Ontology annotation, biological process: proteolysis; extracellular matrix organization.
AUGGGCAUUUCUGCUCUCCUCUGUGCACAGGUUGGCUACAUCCAGCUUGGAUCAGAGCACAUGCUGAUACAGCCUGUGAAUUCAUCUGAGACCUCGUUCAGUGGGAAGGAACAUUUCAUCCGGCGGAGACGAUCCCCGGAAUCCGGCCAUCCCGGGAAGCCACACGUUCCCGACGAGCACUGCAGGGUUGUAGCAGAAAAGAAGAGACAGAAGAAAAUGAAGUCAACCAGUGACUGGAGGGAGAGAAGGAACGCGAUUCGCCUCACGAACGAGUACACGGUGGAGACUCUGGUGGUGGCAGAUGCUGACAUGGUCCAAUACCACGGUGCAGAGGCUGCCCAGAGGUUCAUCCUCACAGUCAUGAAUAUGGUGUACAACAUGUUUCAGCAUCAAAGCCUUGGAAUUAAAGUCAACAUUCGAGUGACCAAACUAGUCCUGCUCCACAACCGCCCUGCAAAGUUGUCUAUUGGGCAUCAUGGAGAGAGAUCUCUGGAGAGCUUCUGUCAGUGGCAGAAUGAAGAAUAUGGUGGAGCAAAAUACCUUGGUAACAACCAGGUUCCUGGUGCAAGGGAUGACACCCCUCCUGUGGAUGCUGCUGUUUUUGUAACCAGGACAGAUUUCUGCGUACACAAAGACGAGCCUUGUGACACUGUGGGAAUCGCUUACCUGGGAGGUGUCUGCAGUGCCAAGAGGAAGUGUGUUCUUGCUGAAGACAAUGGUCUCAAUCUGGCUUUUACAAUUGCACAUGAACUUGGGCACAACAUGGGGAUGAGCCACGAUGAUGACCACCAGCCCUGUGCAGGGAGGUCCCACAUUAUGUCUGGAGAGUGGGUGAAGGGCAGGAACCCCAGUGACCUUUCCUGGUCUUCGUGCAGCCGUGACGACCUGGAAAACUUCCUAAAGUCCAAGGUGAGCACGUGUUUGCUGGUGACAGACCCCCGGAGCCAGUUCUCCGUGCGGCUCCCUCACAAGCUGCCGGGGAUGCACUACAGCGCAGACGAGCAGUGCCAGAUCCUCUUCGGGACCAACGCCACCUUCUGCAAGAACAUGGAGCAUUUGAUGUGUGCUGGGCUCUGGUGCCUGGUGGAAGGAGAUACCUCCUGUAAAACCAAGUUGGACCCCCCUCUGGAUGGCACCGAGUGUGGCGCAGACAAGUGGUGCCGAGCUGGGGAGUGUGUCAGUAAAACCCCCAUCCCUGAGCACGUGGAUGGGGACUGGAGCGUGUGGAGCCAGUGGAGCAUGUGCAGCCGGACCUGCGGCACCGGAGUGCGCUUCCGGCAGAGGAAAUGCGACAACCCCCCCCCAGGGCCAGGUGGGAAGAACUGCCGUGGAGCCAGCGUGGAGCACACGGUGUGUGAGAACUUACCCUGCCCCAAAGGUGUGCCAAGCUUCAGGGACCAGCAGUGCCAGGCCCAUGACAGGUACACCAACAAGAAGAAAAGCCUCCUGACAGCUGUCAUCGUUGAUGAUAAGCCAUGUGAGCUGUUCUGCUCUCCCCUGGGGAAGGAUUCUCCCGUGCUGGUGACAGACAGAGUCCUGGAUGGGACUCCCUGUGGGCCCUACGAGACCGACCUCUGUGUACAUGGCAAGUGCCAGAAAAUCGGCUGCGAUGGAAUCAUUGGCUCGGCUGCCAAGGAGGAUCGCUGUGGGAUCUGCAGUGGGGAUGGGAAAACCUGCAAGGUGGUGAAAGGAGACUUCAACCACACCAAGGGGAUGGUAACCAAUAGUCAUUGUAAGAAGGUUUCCACAUGUGUGAUGGCAAAGGCAAAGGCUGUUCCCAAGUGUUUCUCGUGUUACAUCGAAGCUGCCGUGAUCCCUGCGGGUGCCCGGCGCAUCAGAGUGGUUGAGGAUAAACCUGCUCACAGUUUUCUGGCUCUAAAAGAUUCCAGUAAGAGAUCCAUUAACAGCGACUGGAAAAUUGAGCUUCCCGGUGAGUUUCAGAUCGCAGGCACUACUGUCCGGUACGUGCGGAGGGGUCUGUGGGAGAAAAUCUCUGCCAAAGGACCAACUAAAAUACCACUGCACUUGAUGGUGCUGUUAUUUCAUGACCAGAAUUAUGGGAUUCAUUAUGAAUACACCAUUCCUGUAAACUAUACUGCUGAAAACAGGAGUGAGCCAGAAAAGCAACAGGAUUCCUUGUACAUCUGGACACACAGUGGAUGGGAAGGAUGCAGUGUGCAGUGUGGAGGAGGUGAAAGGAAAACCAUUGUGUCCUGUACCCGAAUUAUUAACAAGACCAUGACACUGGUGAAUGACAGUGACUGCCAGCGAGUGACACGCCCCGAGCCCCAGGUCAGGAAAUGUAACACACACCCCUGCCAGUCACGGUGGGUGACUGGCCACUGGAGUCCCUGCUCUGCCACCUGUGAGAAGGGUGUCCAGCACAGGGAGGUGACCUGUGUUUAUCAGCUGCAGAACGGCACCUACGUCAACACGAGGGACCUUUACUGCCUGGGCAACAAACCAAGCCCGGUGCAGAGCUGUGAGGGAAGGGACUGCCUGUCCAUCUGGGAAGCAUCAGAGUGGUCAAAGUGCUCAGCAGACUGUGGGAAGGGGAUCCAGAAAAGAACAGUGACCUGCACAAACUCUCAAGGCAAAUGUGAUGCAGCCACCAGGCCAAGAGAUGAGGAGGAGUGUGAGGAUCACACAGGCUGCUAUGAGUGGAAGACGGGUGAUUGGUCCAAGUGCUCCUCCACCUGCGGGAAGGGGCUGCAGUCCCGGGUGGUGCAGUGCAUGCACAAGGUCACGGGGCGCCACGGCAGCGAGUGCCCGGUGCUGUCCAAGCCAGCAGCCUACAGGCAGUGCCACCAGGAGGUCUGCAACGAGAGGAUCAACGUCAACACCAUCACCUCGCCCAGGCUCGCUGCUCUCACCUACAAGUGCACGGGGGACCAAUGGACAGUGUACUGCAGGGUGAUCCGGGAGAAGAACCUGUGCCAGGACAUGCGGUGGUACCAGCGCUGCUGCCAGACCUGCAGAGACUUUUAUGCAAACAAGAUGCAGCAGAAGAGUUAAUGAACCUGUGCCACUUCCUAGAGUAUUCCAGCUGUUGGUGUGUAAAUCACAGACUAGUAGGUCUGAGUACUGGAACUUCACGAGUUGCUACAACGUGGUGGAUCCCAAAGCAAACCCAAUGAGACUUGAAACCAACUCUACAGACUGGAUACCAAAGUCAUCUGCUCAUCCACCUGAAAAACAACAACCAGAAAGGGUCAUCUCAAGGAGCCAAUCCUUUUAGAGUGUUUUGACAUCCUUACAUUUUUCAUUAGUGCUUUUUACUUUAAUAUAUUAAAUCACCAGCCACUGGAUGGCUUGCUACCAUAAAAAGGAAAGGACAAGAGUUGCAAAGUGAUCACAUAUGGUACCUCCAUGGAGGAAGGCCUCUGGCAAAGUAAUUCAGCAAAGGUAGAGACAUUACUAAAUCUUUUAAUCUUGGCUUUCAUCUGAUGUUUUCAACUCCCAGCAGUUAUCCCUCUGUAGGGUGGGCUUGGAGGGACAUGCAUAAAUGAAAGGCUUAAUUUAAAGAGAGGAUUUGCUGUAAAAGCUUUUUAAAACUGAUAGCAGAGGAUGGACAUCUCUGAAAAUCCUACAGAAAACUCAGUAUAAUUAUAUCCAACGUUCCAAGUAAUAUUUUUAGAGCCACUAAUAGGGACUGCUUUUCUUUCUAAUUUUAAAAAACAAUCCUCUCUCUCUUUCCCCCAGAAUAAUAGAGUUUCUUUUGUGAAACCUAAUUUUUCUCUGGGCUUAAUGAGAUGGAAGCUUUUUAACAGCCAUAGAUAGUUGGUUUUUUUUAAACAAGAACCGUUUCAGCCAGAAAUCAUUCCAUCCAGUAGAGCUCAGUGAGGGAUUGCUUGGCCUAAUUCUAACUUUUAGAAGUCAGUCAGAUAAUGAGACUUGUUGGUUUUUAUGAGGACUGUGAAACUGGAUAAAAUUGGAACAGAAACUGGAUUUGGAACAACCUUUGUGAGAAGGAUGUAGUGGGGAGCACAGCAGGUGUCUCCUGUCUCUGGGCUCUUGAGCACAGCUGAGGUUAUGUAGCCUUUUGAGUCAAAAGUAGUCAGGGAUACAAGACAUUCAAAGUGUAACUUGGAGCUCCUGAAAGCCCUAAGGUUCAGACUUCCAUUGCUUUCAGUAAGGGCUGGGAAUUCCCUCAGUGAUUGGAAUGCUCCCUGUCCCGCUGUUGUGGUGCUGUCAGGUU